AUGGCGCUCCAGUAUAAAAUGAGCAAAUUCAGAGAGUGCAGUGUCAGUGUGUAUUCUGAAACUGAAGAAAAAAUUGAAAGGAAGAAAUCGAAAUCCGUCGCCAUGAUUCUGUUUGGCAUCAACACCAUUCCUUUAAUCAACGCAAUGUUAGUCCUGGUUCAAUUCGCUCUGAAAGCCGACCUGAAUUGCACGCCGGGAAUGGUCUCCCUGAUCUCCACCCCAACUUCCGAUCGCUUCACCGCCGCUCUCCGUCUUGCUCCUCCAUUCUUCAUCUACUACCCCCUCAAUCGCUACUUCAGAUGCACCAUUUACGCCGACGCCUUCUACCGCAUUCUCUUCAAUAUGCUCUGCCGCGGUUAUUCCAGAAUGGUCCUCGAUUACGACGAACGCAUCAAUGAAGAUCGCAUCCUCCUUGUCUUUCGUAGUUUGAUGCGUGAUGCGGAGGAGCCAUUGACUUCUGGAUUGGUAGUGUUACCCCACGAAAAUCAGGUGGUGGCCGAAAUUGACUACAGAUAUUUUUUCUCAAUUGAUUCAGAAAAGUUCGCACACAUUGUAACGGAAUUACAUUUUUUCUACGAUACAAUUCAUGUUACUAUGACAGAUUCACAAGUCAAAUUCGCUCUUGGUGCUAUCGAAAUUGUUCUUACCAAAGAGGAAAAUGAAUGCAUAAUUGGAAGGAUUGGGGAAGAAGAAGAAACUCAUUUCGAAAUCUAUGUGAAUCCAAAAAAAUUUUUCUAUCUUUUGCCAGCUCGCUCGAAGAGGGUAUGGUUUUUCAAGUCACUUGAAUAUUCAACUGGCAGCGUGGGUACUAUAAUCGCUGCCCCUAUUGGACUGUAUGCUCAAAUGUGGGUAUUUUUCCCCCAUGAAACCCCUCAAAAUUAG
This is a messenger RNA of Momordica charantia (bitter melon), 882 nucleotides long. RefSeq lists its product as uncharacterized. NCBI's taxonomy places the organism in Eukaryota, Viridiplantae, Streptophyta, Magnoliopsida, Cucurbitales, Cucurbitaceae. The record is from RefSeq and is a predicted model, not a curated record.